AAGAGUAUUUAGGGCAUUUUUAGUGGAGACGGGAGGGCAGGAGACGGGAUCUUUGUCAAAUCGAACAAGGAAUCAUACUGUUGAAGCAAGAUGGCAGCAGGAUGGAGUUCGCUCCACGCCACAUCGCCGGCUGCUGCUUCCUAUAAAUUCCCCGCCUUUUCCGUCUCCACUCCACUCAUCAACCCCAUUCCAUCUCUCCUUCUGGAAACUGUACCGCGCGCCUCCCUCACUGGUCGCUGCUCGAUCAACUUAGCUAGAGUACUUCUGUAAUGGAGAUGCGAGCAGGGGAGGCGCCGAGGCAGCUGCUGCCGCCGGGGUUCCGGUUCCACCCCACCGACGUGGAGGUGGUGCUGCAGUACCUCCGCCGCAAGGCCCUCUCGCGGCCGCUCCCCGCCGCCGUCAUCCCCGUCGUCGACGCUGCGGCCUUGCCCGACCCAUGGGACCUCCCUGGCGCGAGCGAAGGGGAGGCGGCGUACUUCUUCAGCCUGCGGCAGGCGCCGACGGGCGCCGGCGGCGGACGGCGGAGGAGAGCGGCCAGUGGGUACUGGAAGGCCACGGGGAAGGAGAAGCCGGUGCUCGUGCAGCUGAAAGGCCCGUCCGGGUCCGGCAGUGGCAAGCAGGUGCUCGUCGGCGUUAAGACGGCGCUCGCCUUCCACCGUGGAAAGGCGCGGUCCUCACGGACAGAGUGGGUCAUGCACGAGUACCGCCUCGCCGGCGUGGCCGCGGACCAGAAGCAGAGUGGCAAUGGCUCCCAGGGUUGCGAAUGGGUCGUGUGCCGGGUCUCUCUCAAGAGCAGAGCAAGGAGGCCAGCAUCAGCCGGGGAUGCUGAGACGACCGCUGCCGUGCACCUGCAAGAUGAUGCUCGCGAUCACCACCAGCAGUCGUCGCCGUCGUCGAGCUGCGUCACGGACACCUGUCAUGCUUCAGAUCACCAAGACGAAGUCAGCAGCCGCACUAGCCAGUAG
This is a messenger RNA of Lolium rigidum, 965 nucleotides long. Its product is annotated as NAC domain-containing protein 41-like. Gene Ontology annotation, biological process: regulation of DNA-templated transcription. Gene Ontology annotation, molecular function: DNA binding. The record is from RefSeq and is a predicted model, not a curated record. NCBI's taxonomy places the organism in Eukaryota, Viridiplantae, Streptophyta, Magnoliopsida, Poales, Poaceae. The transcript has 2 exons. Bases 270 to 965 code for a protein of 231 amino acids.